Brassica napus (rape) is the source of this 1394-nucleotide messenger RNA. RefSeq names its product mitotic checkpoint protein BUB3.3-like. The transcript has 9 exons. The record is from RefSeq and is a predicted model, not a curated record. Bases 135 to 1082 code for a protein of 315 amino acids. Gene Ontology annotation, molecular function: ubiquitin binding. Gene Ontology annotation, biological process: mitotic spindle assembly checkpoint signaling. Gene Ontology annotation, cellular component: kinetochore; mitotic checkpoint complex; bub1-bub3 complex. Lineage: Eukaryota; Viridiplantae; Streptophyta; Magnoliopsida; Brassicales; Brassicaceae.
UUCAGGUGUUGUUCAAUUUCAUCAAAAUCGAUCUCUACGAUUUUUGAAAUCUCGAAUGCUUCUUCUUCUUCUAGAGUGACACGUUUGUGUUGGCCAAGCUUCAGAACACCUUCUCAUCGAGAGUUUCGAGAGACAUGAGCGGCGCUCGACUUGAAUUCCAGAACCCUAUAGAGGAUUCCAUUUCGAAGCUCAAAUUCUCACCAGAGUCAAACAAUCUCCUUAUCGCUUCUUGGGAUUCCUAUCUGAGAUUGUAUAAUGUAGAGAGCUCUUCGCUAAUCUUACAACUGUACUCUCGUGCCGCUCUUCUCGACUGCUGUUUCGAGAACGAAUCAACUUCCUACACCUCUGGCUCCGAUGGAUUCAUCCAAAGGUACGAUUUAAACGCUGGAACAGUUGAUAGAAUUGGUAGACAUGACGGCAUUGCCACAUCUGUUCUCUACUCUCUUGAUAAAGGUGAAGUUAUCUCUACUGGCUUGGAUAAGAAGAUCAAAUUUUGGGAUACACGACGAGGACAAAGUCUUGUUCUUUCUACUGAUGCUGGUGCUCCAGUCAGAUGCAUCACUGUUAAUGGAAACAACUUAGUGGUUUGCGUAGCGGCAUCAAUGCAUAUAUAUGAUUUGCGUAGCUUAGAUCGACCUUUUCAGUCUUAUGAAUCACAAGUUGAGGUGCCUAUCAGAUGCCUCACCUCUGUACCUUUCUCCACUGCAGGAUAUGCAGUUGGCUCAGUAGAUGGACAAGUAGCCUUGGAUUUCCCCAAUACAGCAUGCUCUAGUGAGAUGAAAUACACUUUCCGAUGCCAUCCCAAAUCUAUGAAAGGAAGACUCCAUGGUGCAUGCAUAAACGCUAUUGAGUUCACUCCAGGUGGAUCAGGGACUUUUGUGACUGGUGACAAUGAAGGCUAUGUUAUCUCAUGGAAUGCUAAAAGCAGAAGAAGACUCUUUGAGUUGCCAAAGUACUCAAAUAGCGUCGCGUCUUUGGCAUUUAACCACACUGGAGAACUCUUGGCGGUUGCAUCAAGCCACACUUACCAAGAAGCUAACGAGAAGGAAGAACCUCCCCAAGUGUUCAUACACAAGUUUUAAAAGAUUGGUGGCUUCUUGAAUCUCAGGUUAAUCAAAGCAUGACUCUCUUUUUUUUUUCCUAGCUAUUUAGUUUGAAUCUCUGUGUGUUACUUGGUAGAUGGGUAGCACGUUAACCAUGGCAAGUAUGUUUUAUGGUAUUUAGAAGUUGCUAGACUUGUGGAAUGUUAAGCUCCCACAUGUAAGAAUCGUAUCUCUUAAGUCUCUCUCUAUGUUUGUAAACGUUCAUGUUGUCUUAUUCUUAGAGCUACAACACUUUGUCUAUUUGUCUUUCCCGUCCAUUUAUCUUAAAGAUGUAAUGAAAUUUUUUUCUCA